GACGAUGUGAAUCACGACCAGCACGCCAUGCAGGAUGUAACAUGCGCGCGGAGCAAACAAUCCAUUAUGUACUAGUUGUCGGCACGCAAUGGCAAGGAUUCGAUCGGCACGAUACACAAGUCGUCGGCAUACCAAGUGUCAGCGACGCAAGUGCUAUCAAAUUCUACACUAAGGGUUUGGUGAGGUGUGCAAAACAGAAUGGUUUCGGCAGUGUCUACGCCAACCUCGACAACCGCUCCCCUGCAGCCCACCAAUGCGCCCUCGACGCAGGAAUGAUAACCCUCCCCAUCGAAACCUUCCUCUCCAAAUCAAACUUCAUAUCAAACAUCGUGCCUCCAGGAGAAGAAAACGCGUUCGCACAAAAGAUUCACAGUACACUCGGCGCCCAUUUCGGUUCCGCCCUUCUCCUGCGAGCUUCUGUCGACUGUAACACUGUGAACCCCGAAACGGUACUAGGGACACCGCCGCGAGAAGGAUGGGAUCCCACUUUCUACGCUUGUUCGGAACCAGGAGCACAAGACGUGUUGGAGGAUUUUGCUGCGCUGUCCCAGUACAGACUUGAAGUAUCGUUGGUGAAAGGCGAAGGUGCUGGAAUAGGUGAUGCAAAUUCUUUGAAGCUCUGCGAGUCUCCGCCCACCGCUCUUUACCAGCAACAGCCAACGCCCUAA
Suillus fuscotomentosus is the source of this 668-nucleotide messenger RNA. RefSeq lists its product as uncharacterized. Bases 42 to 668 code for a protein of 208 amino acids. Lineage: Eukaryota; Fungi; Basidiomycota; Agaricomycetes; Boletales; Suillaceae. The transcript is spliced from 7 exons. The record is from RefSeq and is a predicted model, not a curated record.